Molecule: messenger RNA, 2175 nt
Organism: Microtus oregoni (creeping vole)
Lineage: Eukaryota; Metazoa; Chordata; Mammalia; Rodentia; Cricetidae
Gene: Olig1
Product: oligodendrocyte transcription factor 1
Exons: 1
Coding region: 50-844 (264 amino acids)
Molecular function (GO): protein dimerization activity
Source: RefSeq, a predicted model, not a curated record
GGCGUUAGUGAAGGGCGCCCUCGGUCGCCCCCACCGCCCCCCACCCCAGAUGUACUAUGCGAUUUCUCAGGCGCGCGUGAACGCCGCUCCCGCGACCAUGCUGCGGCCACAGCGGCCGGGAGACGUGCAGCUUGGGACUUCGCUCUACGAGCUGGUGGGUUACAGACAGCCACCCAUUUCGUCGUCCACCUCCUCUACACCCUCUUCCUCUUCCACUGCGGCCCUCCUCCCCAAGGCUGCGCGCGAGAAGCCAGAAGCACCGCUCUCCGAGCCGCUGUUCGGAAGGGCGCCGGAGUCCCGGGGUGCCCGGGCCGACGCCAAAGAGGAACAGCAGCAGCAGCAGCUGCGGCGCAAGAUCAACAGCCGCGAGCGGAAGCGCAUGCAGGAUCUGAACUUGGCCAUGGAUGCACUGCGCGAAGUCAUCCUGCCCUACUCGGCGGCUCACUGCCAGGGAGCACCCGGCCGCAAGCUCUCCAAGAUCGCUACGCUGCUGCUUGCCCGCAACUACAUCCUGCUGCUGGGAAGCUCCCUGCAGGAGCUGCGCCGCGCGCUCGGCGAGGGUGCGGGGCCCGCAGCCCCGCGCCUACUUCUGGCCGGCCUGCCCUUGCUGGCCGCUGCGCCCGGCUCUGUGCUGCUAGCACCCGGCGCUGUAGGGCCCCCCGAAACACUGCGCCCCACCAAGUACCUGUCACUAGCGCUCGACGAGCAACCGUGCGGCCAGUUCGCUCUACCCGCUGGUGGCGCAGGUGGCCCGGGCCUCUGCUCGUGUGCGGUGUGCAAAUUCCCGCAUCUGGUCCCCACUGGCCUGGGCCUGGCAGCGGUGCAAGCUCAGUUCUCCAAGUGAGGGCUGGCUGGGUCCGGGGCGGGGCGCGACCUCAGCCAAUCUUCCCGCGCUCCCGCGUCCUGGAUCUAAGGAGAGUUGGCCCCAAUAAGAAGGACAUUUCCAGACUUCUCGCCUAGACGACAGACUGUAGGGCGCCUUCCUCCCUGGCCCCAUUCCCCGGAAAUUAAAGUGACCCAGUGAGUGUUGGUGUUCCAAGGAGCGACGCAGUUGCUUGGGGUUCUAGAAGUAUUCCACCUCUUUAGAGACAGAAGCCAUCACAUCCUUACCUUAAAUUCACUCAGUGACAGGGGUAAUCCGCGUAUCUCCCUGUAGCUCUGGUCUCGCGUGGCAGGGAGGAUGGUAGUCAGCGGUGCGGCACAGUCGGGUUGCCCUUGGUGCAGAGAAAGGAUGCCCACGACCUCGGUGUCCUGGGACCCGCCAGUUCCCAGGCCUAGGGACUGCUCCCCAACAGCGUUGAUCCAGAGGGGCUUUCUUUCCUUGUCCCAGACCUGAGCGCACAGGCUCACUUGCUCCCACCAACCAAACCCAUGCGGACCUAGGAGGGCUAGAGAGCCCAGGCCAAGGGUGCAAAUAGCAAGGGUGUUGAGAAUGAACUGCCCUGGACGGCCCUGAGUUUCCUAGGGUGUAGUGUAGGUGCCCGCGGGCGGCGGGAGCGCCAUGGUCGCUGGGUGUGCGGAGUGGGGAAGUUCGCCUGGCCUCACAGUUCAGUUUUUCAGGCUCGAGCAUGAGCUGUUUUGCUGCAGAGUAUCCACUCCUUAAAUCCUGGAAAUCUACUUAGUUUCUUUUUUCCCCCAAAGGUAGUUUAACCAACAUUCGAGCUUGCUUGAAAACAAAACACCAAUCACCUUCCACGCAUCUGUGUCCCGGACUUACUAAAAUAGGUAACAAAGCUUUUCGUAGAGCAGGCUUGUGAAACUCGGUAAUUAACGUUCUCAUUACAGUAUGUGGAGGUGGGCGAGGAUUCCAAACCGCCAGCGUCUGGCUGGACAAACCCAGCUGCGCCGCAGGCGGGAAGGCGCUAGCCCUUUAGCGGCAGCGUGCUGGUCUUUAACCGCGACUUUGCAGCUGAAGAACUCCGUGGACGCGUGCACGAGUGGCGGCCGCGUCUUGGUUUGUGUUUAGUGUUAGGAAAGUGCCCAAGAUUAUCUCAUAAUCUUCACCAGCUUGCUUUGAUUUUUAUGUUGGAAGUUUUGGGUUGUUGACAGUAGCCGAAUUUAACUGGCAUUUUAUUGGACCUCUAACUUCGUCGCCUCCCCCCACCCCCAACAAACUGUACCGAAAACACAAAAUAAAACAUCAACCGUCAAAUUUUUACAUUUCUCAUCUGUUUG